This is a messenger RNA of Larimichthys crocea (large yellow croaker), 3929 nucleotides long. RefSeq names its product G protein regulated inducer of neurite outgrowth 1 (gene gprin1). The coding region runs from base 482 to 2608 and encodes 708 amino acids. Gene Ontology annotation, cellular component: plasma membrane. Gene Ontology annotation, biological process: neuron projection development. NCBI's taxonomy places the organism in Eukaryota, Metazoa, Chordata, Actinopteri, Sciaenidae. The transcript has 3 exons. The record is from RefSeq and is a predicted model, not a curated record.
CGUAGUGACAUGAAAGCUUUUAUCUCCAAUUUAUGCCCCUUCUGAAAUUUCUCCAGCAAAGCCAGUUCAUCAGUUCACAGGUUUAAACCUCUCUUCACAUAGUUGCCAUUGUGUUGCUAUGAGAACCUGGAGUUAAUUACUAUGAUUUACUGAUGAUUAGAGAGCUGAACAGAGAUUUUGUCAUUACGUUACCACACACUGCCAGAACCAGACCGUGGUUUCCAGGGAAACUGGAAAUGUGAAGCUUUUCAAUAGACACAGCCACAGCUUAAAGAGCGAGGAUUGCCUAAGAUAGAUUCUUCUAGAGACGAACCUGUAGCCACUGCAAUCACUAUCAAUCAACAGGGGAGAUAUACGGACAGAUGUGGGUCCCGAUCAACAAGGAGAUUUGCUACGUUUGACCCAAAUUUGGGAGAGUUAUGGGGAGACUUCAGUCUGACUUAGACUGCUGAGGUAUUCCACCACUUUAUGCAGAGACAAAAUGGGAAGUCUUAAGGAUGAGAUGCGAGGUUUAAGAGAGGACCACAAGCCUUGUGAGAAGGCAGAAGAUGGACAGCAUCCAUGUGGUUCAGAUGGCGACGCUGUGCAAGAGGAACCUCAGAUUAACACAAGCCAAGAGUCAACAAGUCAAGAGGACUGCGAGUCUAAACCUAACAUAAAUGCCAGCUACAAUGGGGAGAGAGACAAGAGUCCGAUAACCAAAGAUCAAGAGCUUUCAGGAGGGGUUUGUGACAAUGCAGGCCGAUCAGACUCUAUAGGAGUUAAAGACUCUGAAAAGACUAAUGAACCAACAGCAGCUGCACACAACGACAUGACAAUCUCUAACAAGUUUCUAAGUGAUAGAGAUGAAGAUGGUGAAAUUCAGGUGGAAAAGGAUAAAAUCAAAGCUCAUGACAGAGAAAAAGAGCCAGAAAUUGAGAAUAUUUUGGUGCCUGUACCAGCGACUCCAGGCCCCUCAGAUCCAUGGUCCCCAGCUCCUGCUGGCCAGCAUCACAUGCGCACACAGGUCAGCCUGGAGGUGGUCCAGUGUUGCUCCGCAGCCACCAGCCCCAUGACGCCUCCUGAGGGUGGCCAUUCCUUCUUCUUCCCAAGCUCUUUUGGGAGAUCCGGAUCUGUGGGUACUGGCACUAAAGAUGCUGAGCUACAGGUGGGACAGCAGGUGGAGUUCUGCUCUGUUGCCACAUCCCCCAUGACUCCAAAGACGCCAUCCACCACCGCUUUCCCAGAACUUAUCGGGACAGAGUCGUGGCAGAAGGUGAAAAAGAGUGAGGGGCAGAGGGAGAGUGGCCAACAAGAUAGUUUCCCUGUGACAAAAAGUCCAGCAGAGGCUGAAUCAGAGAUAUCCAGAGCUUUGAAAUUUACCACAUCAAAGGAGUCGACUGAAGACUUCAGCUCGAAUGCAUCUCCAGAGAUCUCUGCCAGCUGCCAGCUAAGAGAUUCACAAGUAACUCAGAAGGAUAGUAAUCAGCAAUGUAAACAGCCGAGGAUGGGAAGUAUGGAUCAAGACAUUACAAUCCUGGUGACUCACUAUGACAACAAUGAGGAGAAAGAAGAAGAGACAACUAUUUAUCUGAUAGAGCCAGACAUGGUCAAAAUAGAUGAACAUGAGGAGCUCAGAGAGAGCAACGGUGACGUAAAGAGGGAGAAUAGAAAUGGAAACAUCUCCACAGAAACAGCUGCUCCAGAGCACACACAGGACACCUCAGACAAAGCUGUUUGUGAUGAAGCAAAAACAGACAUGAAAUGUGAAAAGUCAGAGGUCAAAGACAACCAAGGUGCACAUGAACAGCUCAGAGACGUUUCCAUGACAAAGCCCUCUUACCCUGAAUCUCCAGCUCCCUUCGGCUGCCACAACAUCCGCACACAGGUGAGCCUUGAGGUGGUGCAGUGUCAGUCUGCGGCUACCAGCCCCAUGACCCCUCCUGAGGGGGACCAAGCCUUCUAUUUCCCUAGCUCCUUUGGGACAUGUGCAGCUGUGGGUACAGAGACUAAAGAUGCUGAGCUGCAGGUGGGUCAGCAGGUGGAGUUUCGCUCUGUCGCUACAGCACCUAUGACCCCAAGAACACCCACCACCACAACCUUUCCUGAGAUCAGGAAGGAAGCCAGCACUGAGGAGAAGAUAGUGGAGGAAGAGGAGGAUAAAAAGGAGCAGGAGGUGGAGAACAAAGAAGAAGUUGUUAAAGAGGAGGAGGAAGUAACCAAAGAGAAAAAGGUGGAAGCAGCUAAAGAGGAUACAAAGGAGGACGGAAGAAAUUGUAAGGAGAAAAGUGAGGAGCCAGUGCAGGAAGUGAGCUGGGAUGAAAAGGGGAUGACGUGGGAGGUGUAUGGGGCUGUGGUGGAGGUGACAGUGCUGGGCUCAGCCAUCCAGAAACACCUGGAGAAACAGGUGAAGAAGAGGCAGCCCUCCAUGCCUCCUCCUCCUCCGCUCAACCCCUCAGCCAUGCCCCUCUCUUCAGAGUCUACCCGAGGGGGUUCAGGUAAAAGCCGGGUGGGGAAGAGGGGAGAGCAAGAUGGGGAGGUGACCCGACGCAGAAGAAACCCCUUCCGUCUCAUGAUGGAGAACAUACAGCAGCCACACUGUUGCUCCAAAGCUCAUACGACAGAGUGACUUAAAAAAAAAAGAAAGAAAACAACAACAGCUGGUUGGAGAAAAGAAAACCUGUGCUGGAAAAUCGCAUGACAUCUGGUAUGCGUGGCUGUGAUACAGUGCAUUCAGUGACUUCCUUCAAAGUGGCACUGUCUCGAGAAGCAAAUCACCUCCUCACACGAGACAAAAAGCACAAGAGCGUUUAAUAUACAAUUUCUAUCAUGGAGCAUUGAUCACUAAGAAUUAGCCAUACAAGAUUUUUUGUUUUUUUAUUGUUGUUGUUUUUUUUAGGUUUGGAAAAAUGAGCCUGAUAUAUCAAUGUCAUCAUGAGCUCUUCUCUAAUGUUUUUCACCCAGGCCAUUCAAUUGUCCAUGAGUCAUUUUAGCUGUUGAAGCUUUUUUUAUGCAUCUCAGGCAAUAUGAAGCCAUGGCAAUCCUUCUCUCUGCUGCUGAACGCAGCUUCAGUUGAGAGGAAUGAUAGCAGAGUGACAUUUUUCGAGUGUGAUUUUGACCUCAUGGUCAGUCACUACACCCUGGAGGUCAUUUUUUGAAUGUAUGGAAGUUAAAAUUGGUCUAAAUGUUGCCUUGGUCUUCGUUUGAGAGGAGUCCUUAUCACGAGGGCAGGCUUUUUUUAUGGCUUAUAUUCUGCUUUUAGAUUUGGCACAAUGUUUUGACUUGUUUGUAUUGUGAAAAGUAUAAAGCUGUACCAAUGAUGAGCACAAUCAUGAUUAUUUGAGAAAAGUAAUAACUCAUGAGAUGAGGGUAUUUUUAAUCAUUGCUUCUUAGUGUAUUUUAAUGCCAUGAUUAAGUGAUUAAGUUGUAAUUAUGUGAUGAAACCUAUUUUGAAUGUGUUUUAAUUCAGCAGUUGUUACAGUGUUAGUGAUGUUGGUGUUCGUACAUUAACUUCAUAAAUGAGGGAUCAAAUCCGCGUUUGGAGAAAUUGAUUUUAUUUGCAGAUUGCACUUGUGAUACAUUCAUUUAGAUGUCAGUAAACAAUUUUUUGAAAACUCUUCAAUCUGCUGCUUAUAGAAAGUUACACUGCAUGAGGUUUUAUUUCAGCAACAAGUAUCAACAAGAUUCUCAAAUUCAAAGGAAACACUGACAAAUUAAUCAUUCAUAACCUUUUGGCUGAUGUGCAGUCAUAAAUGAAGAUUUCAUUCAUGCCUUGACAUUAUGCAACAUUUUUGUUUUUCUCUUGUUUCUUUCUAGUAGCAUCAGCUGCAACAAAGAUUAGCAUUGUGUGUUGAUAUGACUUACAAUAGUUUAUUCAAAGCAACCUAAACAGUUUUUAAACCGCCGCUUAAUAUAUUAACAAAAAUAAAGCGAUUCAAGUGUGCAACAAA